ACUGACCAAGGUCCGUCUGAAAAGUCGACGUUAUACCGAUGCUCUACCUUGAUAUAGUGGUCAGUACAUCAAGAAACCGGUAUUCUUUGUCGUUGAACGGUCAUGAGAGCCUCGAGCACAGUGGCCGGACAUUGGCCUCAUCGUGUACCGAUAUACACGGAACGCGAGCACGUACGAGAAUCGAUGUAAAAUAAUUCUGAUUUAAAUAUUAAAACAUUAAACGUUCCUCGAAAUUUAACACGGGAACGAUACAGACGGAUAAAGAAUAGCAAAAAGGACAAAAAGACAGGCCCAGAUCUUUACAAACUUCACCCACAAAAUCAAGCUCUGGGAAAUUAUUUGGAGAUGUAUUCAAUAGUGGUUCAUCAUCAAUUCAGACACCAACAGGUGCAUUGUACAGUCUUGAGGAGGAACAAGAAGAUGAAAUUCUUAAUGGUAAAACGAAAGAAACAUGCUCGUUCAAUUCUCAGCUUUCUAAGACACUUCCACAGAUACUUGCAGACAAAGGUGCUCUAGGUUAUUUCAUUCAAUUUAUGGAAACACAGAACUGCAUUGCACUUAUAAAGUUUUGGUUGGAAGUAGAAUGUUUGUGCAGUUCAUUUAAUGUAUUAAAAGCAAAAAUGGAAAAUAUUGAAUGUUUAAAUUGUAUAAAAAAUUCAAAUAAUAUUGCCAAUUCGAUAGACAACAAUAAAAAUUUUCAGUGUGAUAUGACACAGAAUAAUAUAAAUAAUUUUGAGAAUAAGAAUCUACUAUUUAAUGAACAUGUAAAUACUGAAAUAAAUAAUAUGAAAUCAAAUUGCAAUGAUAUGCCAAAGACUAGUCAAACAAUAAGCAACAUACGACAAUCAAAUCACGAUUGUAGAAGGAAAGAUAUGACCAUCAGACAAGAUGCAUUAAGAAUUCAUAAAAGAUAUAUUAUUAAGGAUACUUUGGGUACAAAUAAAAUCCCUGAAGAUUUGAAAAAAAAAAUGGAAGAAGUUCUUACUUUAGAAAAUAUUGAGCCUAUGUUACAGUGCCUAUCAGCUGUUCAGAAGAUUAUAUAUCAAAUAUUAGAAACUGAAUACAUUAAUGACUUCUUACGAAGUGAAUUUCAUUGCAAACAUCAGAUUGAUGUUCUUACAAGUGGCAAUGUACAAUUAGCAGAUAUAUUGUAUAAUGAAACUGCAUUUUUUUACUUUAUGGAAUUUAUGGAAGUUGAAAACAAACGUGAAUUAUUAGAUUUCUGGAUGUCAGCUAUAAGUUAUAAACAAAAUUUAUUAGAAAAGAAGAAUGGUAUAGAUCCAGAGGAGGCACAAACUGAUGCUCUAAUUAUUUAUGACAAGUAUUUUAGUUUACAAGCAACGAUGCCUCUUGGUUUUAGCGAUAAAAUUCGUUUCCAAGUUGAGCAGAAUAUUUGUCGCGAAGAUGGAGAGGGACCACAACCCGAUUGUUUUGAUAAACCUUGUAAAAUUGUAUAUAAUUUUUUGAAUAAGUAUUAUCUACCUACUUUCUUAUCAUCUCAGUUAUAUUACAAAUAUUUAUCAGAAUUGAUUAGUGCUAUACAAAGCAGUCCAUGUUCAAAUUUACAUCCUAGAUUAAAAAGAGCAGGUUCUGAUUGUAGUAGUGAAGUCAGUUCUGUUAGUAUUAAUAUGCAAAAUACCCUGCAGGCAGGGAAUGAUGGAAAUAGAUUAAAUAAUAACAAAAGAAAUAUUACCAAUAGCAUGAACAUUGAUACUAGACAACUUUAUGAUCCAGAUUCUUUAUGGAAACGUAAUAAAUAUAGUUUGAGCGUCGGUUAUAUUGAUGAUUUAGGAAGAUUCAUUACUGAAAUAGAGCCCGAUCCUCAAAGAAAAUAUGAAUCUCGAUUAACACGUGCUGUAAAAAGAUUUGUAAAUAUGGAGCAAGAUAAGGCCAAAGAAGAGUUAGCAUGGAAGAUUGCUGAAAUGAUCAUUCGUGAGAUCACUUCUUUGACUCUAGGAGCUUCAAAUUUUUCAUCUUGAUAACAAACACUAUAUCAAUAUCAAUAUCAAUUUUUUUUUUCUUUUUGCGUAAUAUACUUUGUAUUUUUAAGUACUUUAAGCUGAAUAUUUUGUUUAAUACUGUACGAUUUUUUUAAUUUUUUAUAAAAUGAACCGCGAAUUCC
Molecule: messenger RNA, 2122 nt
Organism: Apis mellifera (honey bee)
Lineage: Eukaryota; Metazoa; Arthropoda; Insecta; Hymenoptera; Apidae
Gene: pkaap
Product: A-kinase anchor protein 10, mitochondrial
Exons: 9
Coding region: 534-1979 (481 amino acids)
Biological process (GO): intracellular protein localization
Cellular component (GO): plasma membrane
Molecular function (GO): protein kinase A binding
Source: RefSeq, a predicted model, not a curated record